Molecule: messenger RNA, 3747 nt
Organism: Hydractinia symbiolongicarpus
Lineage: Eukaryota; Metazoa; Cnidaria; Hydrozoa; Anthoathecata; Hydractiniidae
Product: protein MTSS 2-like
Exons: 8
Coding region: 197-2119 (640 amino acids)
Biological process (GO): cell projection assembly; plasma membrane organization
Cellular component (GO): cytoplasmic side of plasma membrane; actin cytoskeleton
Molecular function (GO): phospholipid binding; actin binding
Source: RefSeq, a predicted model, not a curated record
AUUGAAAUAUUUUUACUUACUAUCAUCGACGGGAGUUGGUCAUGAUAGUAUCAAUCUAGGAAUUACCUCACAUCGAAUAAAUGUUUUGUUGUUCGUUAUUAUUAUAGCCUGGCUGGUGAAGUUACAACAAGAAGAAACCACAUUGUGUCCUUUGAGACUUUUACCAGUAAAAUUUAUUGUAAAUAUAUGUACAGAAAUGGGAGAUACUGAGGAGUCAGGAAGCCUUUUUAACCAUAUCGUUGGGGAUAUGAAGACAACUGGCCCACUCUGGGAAGACUUUUUAGUUAAAGCUUCAAAGUUCUACGCUGCUGUAAAGCAAACAGCAGUUACGGCAGACACUUUCUUGGAUUCUUUUCAAAAAAUAGCUGAUGCAAACACAAAUUCUAAAGGUGCAACAAAAGAUAUUGGAGUUUCUUUUACGAAAAUUGUAAUGAGACAUCGUGCAAUUGAACACAAGUUAAAAACAUAUGUUGGUAUAUUAGCAGACAGCUUUGUAACACCGUUGCAAGAUUACAUUGACGAUUGGAAAAAGACUACAUCACAGAUGGAGAAAGACCAUGCAAAAGAUUACAAAAAGUUAAAAGGCGAUUUAAAAAAAGCAAGUGCUGAUGCUGCAAAACUAAAAAAGAAAGCGUCCAAGAAAAUUGGAAAACAAGAAUACACCGAUCAAUAUCGUGAUGCGCAGAAGGUAGCUAACCAUAUAUGUAAAACACUUGAAGAGCAAGAAAAAUCAUAUUUACGCAAAGUUAUGAUAGAGGAACGAUCACGUACUGCUCAAUUUUUCAAGUGCUACAAACCGUGUGUGGAGCAAGAGAUAACAUUAAUAGCAGAAAUAGAACAAUUACAAUCAAUAGUCGAAGAAACUGCAAAGCAAUGUGCUCACCCAAGUCAACUUCCAGCCAUGUCAGAAGAUGCCAUUGAGGCUUACAAAGUACCUGAAAGUUUAAACCCAGAUAGUCGAGAUUCAUCAACAAGUUCUAGUCCGCCUGGCAGCCCACCGAUAGUAAAAGAUCGAUCUCUUACAAUGGGUCAAGGAAAUGCACAAAGAGCACCAUUGAAUCGUAGCCAAACUCUUCCGAGCUCGUAUAAAAACGGUAUUGAUCCUAUCCCAGUUAGUGUACCAAUGCCAACCUUUUGUCAAUCACCUGCUAGCAUCUCGUCACAUUCAUCUUUUUCGUCAUCGUCGUCCCUUGAACACAGUAAUGCUGCACCGCUAUAUGAUGCAAAUACAGUGCAAGAAAUCGACACUCUCCCACCUCCACCACCUGAUGAUUUGCAUGGUAAUGAAAGCGAUGAUCUGCAACAUUCACAGAAUAGCUCUGACAUGAUAAACAUCCACAAAGCACUUAAAACACGCACAAGCUGGUCCAGUAUCGAGACAACAUCAGACUCGUCUGGUAUUGGUUCUUACAACUCUUUGACUUCGCAAAACAAACUAGCAUCAACCACUACCAUGCAGAACUAUUAUCAAAGCGGCAGCGACAGCGAUAUCAUCGAGCAGGACUAUCUUAGCGGUUGUGAUAUCUCCAACAACGUAUAUCCAUCGUAUCAUUCCACGAAAAACGAUGUCGGAGGAUUCCAUCAGAAUUACGCCACUGAUGACAUGAAAUAUGCAACGAUUGACAGGAGUCACUUCCGAAGAAAUAAGAUACACACGUCAAGUUUACGCGACCCGUUAAAGCAAAGGUCGAACAGCUUGGGAGAAGAUGGAGAAUCGUUUCCAGUCUUUCCUAGUUAUAAAAUGAACUUACCCAAAUCGAAACCAAAUAAUGUUGCAAAUAGACAAGCUGCGCCAACGAAACCUAGCGUAUUUCAAGUUUUUGAUGGCCAAAAUCCACAAGAUUUAUUAAAGCAACUUAGCCCAACAUCUUCGCCGUACAAGAAAGCGCCACCGCCAGCUCCACAGCGACGCAAUUCUUCUCCAGUUGGACCGCAGACUCUACCCAAACCAAACCGCUUCCCGAAAAGACACAGUAACACUGUGAUGUCGGUUGCUGAAAUAGAUGAGCCGGAAGCUGCUCGUCCUGGUAGCUUCGAAGCAGCUCUGCAACAACGCAGACUGAUGAUGAAGAAGCGGAGCGUUUCGGUGGAUCAUUCCUCAUCAGGUUAUCGCUACUAAAGAGAUAAGAUAACAACCUUCAUGUACCUGUUGGUGUUGCUUUAAAUGUUAUUGUGUGAAAUGACACGCAAAUGGUUAGGAUAUACUGGCUGAUCCCCUUAGGCCUGUUGUUAACGGUUAGAAUAUAGUUGCCGACAUUAUCUUGUCAGUUUACGACAUAUUUGAUAUCGUCUUGGGUGUGUAUGGGAAUGGUACCGAUACUUUCGUCUUGCACAAUAUCAAUUGGGGUUGAAGUAGGUCAAAAUAAGCGACUUUGAAGCGCCAUGCACGAAAAAAUUGCACUAAUAAUACACGAUGAGAUGUAAACAAAAUUUUCCUUCGUGUGUUCAUAGCAUUAGAAGAAGAGAAGAGAAAUAACACUUUUUUUAAGAUACUACCAAAACGUUUUUUAAAAUAUAUAGAUGUAUAAAUUUACUGAUAAUGUACUACUUCGUUUGGUGAAGCCAACCAUCAAGCAUAACCAAAAUCAGGAUAGUUUUCGUGCUAUUUUUACAUGCCACUUUGUUGUUGUCGUUUGUGUUGUUGUUUUGAAAAGAAACCGAAGAAACGGUAUUUUACAAGUUUUGCGUUUGACUCGCUCACUUUUUUAAGGCUCAAUUUAAAGUUACAUUAGUAGCUUAUAUUUCUUUUUUUUUUUAUUUAUUAAUAUUGUAGCUCUAUGUAUAUAAUAAAGAUUAAUAUUUUUUCUAUGUUUGCGCAUGCGUGUAGGUAAUAAGGUAAAUAUUCGGGCCCAGUAAACAUUGUCAUGUGGCUUAUUUCUUGACCUUUUUGUGUAUUCUAAGUACCCUCCUGGCGCAGGUGUAUUGGGUUUAACAUUGUGAUACUUAAAAAGAGUUUCCUGCUGGUCGGGUGACUUUGAAAGGGAAACCUUGAAAAAGUCUCAUUUAAAAAAAAUGUAUAAUAAUUUUUGUUGGUUGUUCGGUCGUGGUAAAAUCUCUGUUGUUUUAAUUUUGUUUUCUAUCUCCUUCUGUUUUGACCACGUGUUUUUUUCGCAUUUAUACGCUAAAUGAAGAGGUAUUAAAAGUUUGUUAUUGUUAAAAAGAAAAAUACGCUACGAAAAGAUGUAGGCUGUAAGGUAGAUAUAAUUAAAACCUUUUUAUCGACAUGAUUUUCAAAUAUUUCGAUUUUUACAUACCAACACAGUCAUAAAUUCAAGGCUGUUCUCUAUCGCUCUGAUUUUUUUUUACCUUUAAACAAAUUUUCUUGUUUGAUACGUGAAAUUAAAUUCCUGUAGGGUGGAGAAGAGUCAUAUUUUUUUGACUUAAAUGUGAGAUAGUCAAUACUUAGUUUACUUUAUACAAUAUAACGUCAAUAUAAAAUAUCGAUAUUUAGUUUCUUCUGUUUUUAAUAUAUACGAAAUAUUAGGUUUAAUAUUACCUGGCUUCAGUUUCCCUCCCCGUUGUGACGACGUUUCGUCGCCGUAAGCUUUUAAGUAACUCCGAUUGUAUUUUUCGAAUCGAUCUUUUGUGUAGGGUGUGAUGGUUGAUAGUCUCAAAAAUGCUCAAUGUGAUUGGCUGAACGUUAAAUCAGUUUAAAUAUUAUUUUAGCCACAUAAUUCUUUAAUGUUUUGUUAUUAUGAUUAAUGUAUGUAGCAUUUUUUAUGAAAAGAUAAAACUAUUUAAUGUUGA